ACGAACAAGUUGAAUAGAGGAGGAGACGGAGAAGCAGCACUGAAAAAGACGAGACGAAAAUGGCAGGCGGAAGCGGCGGUGGAAGAGGAGGAGGAGGAGCAUCGGCGGAUCUUCACUCCGCGGCACGAUCCGGUGAUUUAUCGGCAGUUCAGUCUAUAAUCAGCUCUAAUCCCUUGGCUGUUAAUUCUAGGGAUAAGCAUUCUCGGACUCCACUACACUUAGCUGCAUGGGCAGGCCACAAUGAGGUCGUGAGCUACUUAUGCAAGAACAAAGCUGAUGUUGGUGCUGCAGCGGUAGAUGACAUGGGUGCAAUUCACUUUGCUUCUCAAAAGGGGCAUUUGGAAGUUGUGAGAACUCUAUUAUCCGCUGGGGUUUCUCUGAAAUCUAUCACUCGCAAGGGACUUACACCUCUUCACUAUGCUGCUCAAGGUUCUCACAUUGAACUCGUCAAGUACUUGGUUAAGAAAGGAGCAAAUGUUAGAGCUACGACCAAGGCCGGGAAGGAUCCAGCAGAUAUUGCGGGAAAUGCAGAAACCCAGAACUUCCUUGAAGAAUGUGAAGAACAAGAAAAGAAAGCGAAGACAGACGAUGAGAAAAAGACAGAAGAAGUGAAACCUGAGAGUUGUAGUAAUGAAGGAGACAACAAGGAUCUGAAAAGAAAAGAUUCCGAGGAUGGAAACGAGGAAGGGAAAGAAGAAGCUUCUCAGAUAGCUAAAAAGCCAAAAGUUGUUCUUCCUCAUCUUCAGGACACUGAUGACACAGAAGCUGAUCAAGAGGAAGAAACUGAGGAACCAAAUAAUGUAAUUUCUUCUAAACCAUCAGAAGUAUCUACUUAACCAAAGUUGUAAGAUCGAUCGUAUGAGAUAAGUCAGAUUUCUCCAAGACAUUUGUUUGUUCGGAAAAGUCUAUUAAAGAACCCAGUUUGCUUUUAGAA
Molecule: messenger RNA, 934 nt
Organism: Capsella rubella
Lineage: Eukaryota; Viridiplantae; Streptophyta; Magnoliopsida; Brassicales; Brassicaceae
Product: putative ankyrin repeat protein RF_0381
Exons: 2
Coding region: 60-836 (258 amino acids)
Biological process (GO): positive regulation of transcription by RNA polymerase II
Cellular component (GO): nucleus
Molecular function (GO): transcription cis-regulatory region binding; protein binding
Source: RefSeq, a predicted model, not a curated record